Hirundo rustica (Barn swallow) is the source of this 2001-nucleotide messenger RNA. It is a transcript of the gene PHOSPHO1, whose product is annotated as phosphoethanolamine/phosphocholine phosphatase 1. The record is from RefSeq and is a predicted model, not a curated record. NCBI's taxonomy places the organism in Eukaryota, Metazoa, Chordata, Aves, Passeriformes, Hirundinidae. The transcript has a single exon. Gene Ontology annotation, biological process: bone mineralization involved in bone maturation. Gene Ontology annotation, molecular function: phosphatase activity. The coding region runs from base 2 to 748 and encodes 248 amino acids.
CAUGGCGGGCGCGCGGGCGGCUCCGCGCUUCCUGCUGGUGUUCGACUUUGACGAGACCAUCGUGGACGAGAACAGCGACGACUCGGUGCAGCGGGGCCGGGCGCUGCCGGAGGAGCUGCGGCUCGGCGCCCGCGGCCGCCCCUACAACGAGCACAUGCGGCGCGUGCUGGCCUGGCUGGGCGAGCAGGGCGUGCGCCCCGCCGACCUCAGGGCCGUCUACGAGAACCUGCCGCUGUCCCCCGGCGUGCCCGAGCUCUUCCAGUUCCUCUCCAAGCACCGCCAGCUCUUCGAGGUCGUGCUCAUCUCCGACGCCAACGUCUACGGCGUGGAGGCCAAGCUGCGGGCGGCCGGCGCGCGCUCGCUCUUCCGCAAGGUCUUCAGCAACCCGGCCAGCUUCGACCGCCGCGGCUUCCUGCUGCUGGGGCCCUACCACAGCCACAAGUGCCUCCAGUGCCCGGCCAACAUGUGCAAGAGGAAGAUCCUGGGCGAGUACCUGGCGGAGCGGGCGCGGGAAGGCGCCGAGUUCCAGCGCGUCUUCUACGUGGGCGACGGCGCCAACGACUUCUGCCCCGCCGGGAUGCUGCGGGCGGCGGACGUGGCUUUUCCCAGGAGGGGGUACCCCAUGCACAGGCUGAUCCAGGAGCGGCAGGAGGAGCAGCCCGGAGCGUUCCAGGCCGCCGUGGUGCCCUGGGAGUCGGCGGCGGAGGUGGCGCGGUACCUGCAGGAGCUGCUCAGGAGGAAAUGCUGAGGGCAGGGCUGGGGGCUCCAGGGGUCUCAGCCCCACUCCUGCUCAGGCCCCGCUCCCGGGGAUUCUCCCGCCUCUCCCAGCUCCGGACCCUGCGCCCUUUUGCUGGCGCUGACGGGGAUUUUUCUUAUUUUUCUUUUUUUUUUCUUUUUUUUUUUCUUUUUUUUUUUGGUUGGAGUUGUUGCUUCCUUUCCAUUUUGGCCUUGAAAGAGAAAUUCCUAAAAAUCCUGGAGCCGGCUCCCGGUGGGCUGGGCACGUCCUUGCUCCUGCCAUCCUCCCCCUGGGCUGCCUGGGGGGCUCCUUCCCCUUCCUGAUCCCACCGGGAAUUCCAGCAGGGAAAUAAAUCCCCUCUCCCUGCGCUCCUUCCCUUUCCUGACCCCGCUGGGAAUUCCCUGGGCUCUUUCCCCUUUUCCUGACCCCACUGGGAAUUCCAGCAGGGAAUUCCCCUCUCCCUGGCCCAUCCCAACCCUCGCGCUGGGGUUCGCCGUCCCCUGGGAUUUUACUCUCCCGGUAAAACCCGCCGGGAGCAUCAGGAAAGCCUCGGGAAGGAGCCGGAGCCUCCCCGGCCCCAUAAACCCGGGCAGAGGAACCCGGGUGUCCCCGUUGUGUCCCCACAGUGUCCCCAUGGUGUCCUGGUGUCCCCAUGGUGUCCCGGUGUCCCCAUGGUGUCCCCACGGUGUCCUGGCAUCCCCACGGUGUCCCCACGGUGUCCCCACGGUGUCCCCGUUGUGUCCCAGUGUCCCCUCCCUGCCCGGAGCCGUUUCCCGGAUCUCGUGAAUUCCCUCGGACCCCAGGGAGGGACACUUCCCCCCCGGAGCUCCCGUGGUGCUGUGACGCCGCUGCCACCGCGUCCCCAGAGGCCAAACCCCCCCCCCCCACCACCACCGCAGUGUUAAUGAAGUAAUUAAUGACCCCUUCUAAUUGCACUCGCCGCUCUCCGGGGUUGGCUCCUCCCGGGUUUAUCCCGGGUUUAUCCCGGAUUGAUCCGCAGCCUUACCGGCCCCGAGGGCGGCCCGGCCUCCCCCGAGCCCUGGAGCCCCAAACCCCGCAGGACACAGCCAAAGCCCCCCGAGUUCCUCCUCUUCCUCCUCCUCCUCCUGCUCCCGCUCCCGUCCCGCCGCCUGGAGCUCGAAGCCAUGGAAUUAAAGACUGGGAUCUGUGGCUGCUCUCUGUAUUUGCAGGAAGCGCCAGCCCCGGCCCGAGCUGCUCUGCGUCCCUGGGGCUGCCGGGGCUCGGGAACGGCGCUGGAGCGUGCC